Molecule: messenger RNA, 3491 nt
Organism: Cavia porcellus (domestic guinea pig)
Lineage: Eukaryota; Metazoa; Chordata; Mammalia; Rodentia; Caviidae
Gene: Timp2
Product: TIMP metallopeptidase inhibitor 2
Biological process (GO): negative regulation of membrane protein ectodomain proteolysis; response to cytokine; response to hormone
Cellular component (GO): extracellular matrix
Molecular function (GO): protease binding; metalloendopeptidase inhibitor activity
Source: RefSeq, marked provisional
GCCUGCGGGGAGCCGCUCGCUCGCCGCCCCCACCCCGCUUUCUUCGCCCCGCCGCUGCCGCCCAGAAGCUGCCCCCAGCGCGGUGCCCUAGCCGCCUCCGAAAGCCCCGGGGGAGAAAGUUUGCGCCGGCUCGCGGGGCAGGUGAGGAGGGGCGUGCCGGCCCCCGCCGACCCCCGGCCCGCCAUGGGCGCCACGGCCCGCAGCCUGCGGCUGGCGCUCGGCCUGCUGCUCCUGGGGACCCUGCCGCGCGGAGCCGACGCCUGCAGCUGCUCCCCGGUGCACCCGCAACAGGCGUUUUGCAAUGCGGACGUAGUGAUCAGGGCCAAGGCGGUCAGUGAGAAGGAGGUAGACUCUGGGAACGACAUCUAUGGCAACCCCAUCAAGAGGAUCCAGUACGAGAUCAAGCAGAUAAAGAUGUUCAAAGGACCUGAGAAAGACAUAGAGUUUAUCUACACAGCCCCUUCCUCGGCAGUGUGCGGGGUCUCGCUGGAUGUCGGUGGGAAGAAGGAAUAUCUCAUUGCAGGAAAGGCCGAGGGGGAUGGCAAGAUGCACAUCACCCUCUGUGACUUCAUUGUGCCCUGGGACACCCUGAGUACCACCCAGAAGAAGAGCCUGAACCACAGGUACCAGAUGGGCUGUGAAUGCAAGAUCACGCGCUGCCCCAUGAUCCCAUGCUACAUCUCCUCCCCGGAUGAGUGCCUCUGGAUGGACUGGGUCACAGAAAAAAGUAUCAAUGGGCACCAGGCCAAGUUUUUCGCCUGUAUCAAGAGAAGCGACGGCUCCUGUGCAUGGUACCGUGGGGCGGCACCCCCCAAGCAGGAGUUUCUUGACAUCGAGGACCCAUAAGAGGCUGACAGCACUGCUGUGGCCAACUGAGAAGCCUCUAAGAGUUUAGACUGGUCCAGCUCUGACAUCCCUUCCUGGAAACAGCAUGAAUAAAACCGUCAUCCAAAUGGGUCACAUCAGUGUGAUUCUGCCCCUCCCCAUUGUCCUUGUAAACAUGGUUGUGGGCUGGAGGGAGCAGUGGGCCCAGAUGCCCUGUACCCUUCCCUCCACCAGCCGGGCACCAAGUGUCUCAGUCUUUGAUCCUGGUGUGGGCAGGGGUGGGACAUUCAGACUCCUGCCCAGGCCUCCUUGACACCAUCCCAGAGGCUGGGCGGGCAGCAUUUAGGGUCUCCGUCGUCUGGUUGGGGCAGAGCCUAGAAAUGAGCAUUUUGCAGAAACGUUUGAGGGUCAUUGUAAGACUGCGUAGCAGGCCUACCAGGUCCUCUUCAUCCUGAGAGGGGCGUGUCCCUCACUUUCUGCAGCAGCACCUCUCUGGCUUAGGUUGGCAGUCCCUGCCCUUUGCAAGUGCCACUCAUCUCCCCUGAGCCCACUGUGGACUCCUUCAGGUCCAGAAGCAGCCCUGGACCCAGGGGCUCAUUCUUAGAGAAGUCCCACUCAGUCUUACGAAUCUACAAAAUGCCAGUAGGAGCCUCCUCCGGGACCCACACAGAUGUGCAGCGAAGACACCGCUGCUGAGCCAGAUUUCAGCUUCAGCCAAGUCUCUGCGCUCCCCACUCCCAUAGCCCCCAGCUCCUUCUGGGUGUCUGUGUGGUUUCCUGCAGGACAGGUGUCUGGGAAGGGAGGUUGCUCAGUUGCCCUCGUAGUUCACCCCCAAACUUCAGUUGCUCCUGCCUCCUCCCCACCCGACAUCGGGGAGCUGGAUUGAGCCACAGAGCUUUGCUUUCCCCAAGCGUCGUGCGGCUUGGCUGGCUGUGUUCCCUGUUUGCACAAACUGAGGAUGUAGAUGCUGGUUUUGCUGUGCCCUACAGGCUUAAUGAAGUCUCCCUCCAAGGCUGACGGUCACUAUUUUGUUGUGGAUUUCUGCAAGUGACAUUAGCUAAGUGUAUGAAGCCUCACCCAGGGAGGUGAGCAGCUUGCGUGACACUUUUGAGUUCUUUCUGGCCUCUAGGAUGCUGUAGCCUGUUUUAAGAGGCAUCUCAGUUUUCUAAAGAUUAAUUCUUAGAUAAUGUGUGAACGCAAGCUGCAGGUUUGCCAAGAUGCGCUUCUGUUUCUUACGUCACAAAGAUUACCCAUUUAAAGACACAGGGAACUAGGGAACCUACCUAUUCCAGGAAAAUAGUUUUCUGAUGCCAAUACCAUGGGAGUUCACACAUGCAGAACUUCCCCAGUACCAACACAGAGAAUCUCGUUUCUCCUCUUACCAAUGUUGUAAAGAUAGGCUUCUCUGAACACAAACACACACAUGCACACAGACACACACACUAUGUAAACACAUGUAUGUGUGCAAACAAUGCAAGAAAUCUGACAGCCAGGAGUGGCCCUUCUGCAAAAUGCUUCCCAAGUCGCCAUCUUCUAAGCCUGUUUUAUCCUGCAAAAAACUGAAGACUCCUGACCCCCGAGUGGCACGCAGCCCCUAUGCCCUCUGGGACCUGGUCAGCACAGAAUGUGAUGACUUCCCUUUCCAGGACAAACUGGGAGACUAUCCAGGAAUCAACUCCUGCCCUGAGGGCACUUUCAUGCUGUACAGUGAUAGAAAGUUGGUGAGAUGUCAUAAUGGACCAGUCCAUGUGAUUUCAGUAUAUACACCACCACCAGACCCCCGCCCCAUCAAUAUAGCACCCUGCCCUGUAUGCUUCCUGUAUGGUGAUAUCAUAUGUAACAUUUGCUCCUGUUUCUGCUGACUCCUGAAAUGUUUUGGUUUAUCUUUGACAUCCGCUGUGAUCAUUCCUGUGCUGUGUUUUUUAUUACCCUUGAUAGCUGUUAGACUUGCACUUUCGAGACACGGUUACUGCAUCAAGGAAGCAUCUGACCCAGAGUGGAAGGCGUGGCGUGGUAGCUGGCCUGUGACAGUGGAUCCCUUCUAAUCUUUUCUUUGGUUCCUUGACUAUCUUUGCUUUUCCUGCCUCCCAUUUUUUGUUCUCGGGUUCAAAUUAUUACAAAGGAAAGAACCUCUGAGUGGUUUGGUUCUAAAAGGUGGCCUUUAUAUUCAGUCUGCACACACUGGCUUUCUAACCAGGCUGAGCAGCAGGAGACAACAAAGACCUAUCAAGAGGAAGUGCCAGUGGCAGCUGAGAGGACGGGCCACUCAAACACCUUCACAGUAAAGAACUGCCACACGCAUAGUGUGAGAAGUAUCUCCAUCUGGCCUUGUUUAAUUUAUGUGUUCUAUCCUAAGCACCACUCUUUUUCUCCCUCUAUUCUUCUCAUCAUGCAAGCAACUCAAAAUAUUUAAAAAUGAAGUUUACAUUGUAGUUGUUUUAAAAAUCUUUGCUUGAUAAGUAUUAAGGAAUAUUGGACUCUCCGCCAUAAUUUAAAGCUUUGUUGAUUCUGUCUGUUUUUGUUUGGAUUUUGUUGUUGUUGCUGUGGGGGUAGCAAUGUGUUCAUGCUGGAAUAUGAAGUCUGAGACCCCCGCCCGAGCUGGGAACACAUGAGAGUUGUUGAAAAUCAACAAGCAGACUGCGCAUGUCUCUGAUGCUUUGUAUCAU